AUGCCCAAGGCAUCUUCCGUCAACGCGUGGGUCGGUGCGCCUCCCGUCUCUGAAGGCGCCUUUGCAUUUGCUCACGGGGACUUCUUUGCCGAAGCCUCAGGCCAGAACAGGCAUCGUCGCGCGACGCCACAGGAGCUCAAGACGCAUUUCACCUCGGGCAAUGACAAGGAUCAUCCUGCGCACUGGUUUGAAGCACAGCUCAUUCACUAUGGCCUUCAGCCGUCAAAGACAAAGUCGGUAGCUCGCAUGCGAUUGUUUGAUGCUAUGAAUGCGGGGAAUCUCAAGGUGCCGGCGGAUGUGACAAAGAUUGAGGGCAAGCUGAAGAAGGAGUGGACAAAAAAUGACCGGGAGGCUAAGAAAGCAUCCAAGGCUGCUUCUUCAACACCGGCAAAGGCUGCGGGUGCCAAGAGAAAAGCUGACGAUGAUGCUGGUCCCUCGAAGAAGGCAAAGACGACUACCACCAAGGUCACGACCACAACCAAGACGACCACAACUACGAAGACGACAACCACCAAAGCUUCUACUUCCAAGGCGUCUGCUGCCAAGGCUCCUUCUGCCACGCCUGAAAAGAAGCAAACUGCCCGCCGAGGCGGUGCCUCCUCCACACCUGGUCGAAGCACACCCGCCACCUCCCAGUCGUCAGCUCCCCGCGAGCGAAUGGCCCGUCGAGGCGGCAUAUCCCAAGGACCAACCCGCGCAUCAAGACAGGAUUCACCAGAAAGCCCUCCUCGGAAGAAGCAGACGGCCCGACGCAGCAAUGCCUUCAUGGCACGGGGACGCAUCGAGGCUCCCCCACACCGGUCUUCUGGCUACGACUUUGACGCUCCUCCUCCCUACUCGCAGUACCCAGAAGAUGGCGGCUACUGUUCAGAUGACUGCUCUCCUCAUGGUGGAUAUCAAUCUCACAGCGAUAACUACGAUAACGACGGCUAUGAUGACGGCUACGAGGAUGAAGCCAGUCUCGCGCCUCUUGGCCUUCUCAACGGCGACUAUGAAGUUGAUUCAGAAGACGUCACUAGCCAGUGGGACUACUAUCACCCAGACGACUUUGGGCUGACCCUCACGCUUUCCGGCUCCUCUCUGUGGGGACGCUUCAACUUUGGAAUCUACGAAGGCGUCUUCUUCAUUGAGGACCGCCCGAUGAGAUCAUCCCACGACAAGGUAUGGUUCAAGUGGCGCGGACGUGAAGACCAGGGACCCAUCAUGUACGGCGACCGAAACAACGGCUGGAUCAAGUUCCUGGGCGAUGGUCGGAUCGAGGGGUUCCUAGACGCGCAGUCUCUUUCUUUCCAAGGCCGCCGAUUUCCGGAUCAGCCGACGAGGAGCAGGAUUGAUGCGCGCAGCAUGAAGGAUGAGUUUGAUGGGUACUCUGAGGAUGAGUAUGAACGCGAGAACCGGGCUCGCUGGUGA
Fusarium falciforme is the source of this 1410-nucleotide messenger RNA. RefSeq lists its product as hypothetical. The record is from RefSeq and is a predicted model, not a curated record. NCBI's taxonomy places the organism in Eukaryota, Fungi, Ascomycota, Sordariomycetes, Hypocreales, Nectriaceae. The transcript has a single exon. Bases 1 to 1410 code for a protein of 469 amino acids.